Messenger RNA from Thalassophryne amazonica, 494 nucleotides. Its product is annotated as probable glutamate receptor. The coding region runs from base 16 to 411 and encodes 131 amino acids. The record is from RefSeq and is a predicted model, not a curated record. The transcript is spliced from 2 exons. NCBI's taxonomy places the organism in Eukaryota, Metazoa, Chordata, Actinopteri, Batrachoidiformes, Batrachoididae.
UUAAAAGAAGUAUACAUGAUAAGCAUUGAUUUUGCUUCACACCUUCUCUUUGGUUAUCCAGGUUCCCCCCUUCUAAAAAAUGUAACCAUAGCCAUCCUCCAGCUUAGUGAGGUCGGUGAGCUGACACACCUGAAGGACAAGUGGUGGGCGAGCAGCUGUGUGGGAGCCAAUGGGGCCCACACCUCAGAUGUUCUUCAGCCCAAUGACCUGCGGGAUCUUUUCCUCCUCCUUGGUUUGGGUCUGGGCCUUGGCCUCCUGAUGGCCUUGUUGGAGCUCUUAUCCAAAGCCCGCAACCAAGCAAAGGAUGGAAAGAAAUCAUGCUGCUCAGUUCUGACAAUGGAGCUGAACCAGCGGUUUGGCAGUGGAGGGGAGUCGACAGACCUGGAGAGCUCAGACAAAAACAGAGCCUAAAGAAAAAUUAACAUGGUUUUGAGAAAUAGUGUCUGAGAAUCAAACGUGUUUUGCUCAAUCACAGUAGAACUCUGCGUCCAAAA